This is a messenger RNA of Sesamum indicum (sesame), 648 nucleotides long. Lineage: Eukaryota; Viridiplantae; Streptophyta; Magnoliopsida; Lamiales; Pedaliaceae. The record is from RefSeq and is a predicted model, not a curated record.
AUGGAAAUUAUUCGCGACACAAGUCUAAGUCAGUCAAAAUCGGCCCCUACACCCCUUCCUCAAGGUCUAAGGCUUCACUCUACCCCAGAUGACCCACUUCCUAGUCCUGAUUCAUAUCGGCGACUUGUGGGGCGUCUAUUGUACCUUGGAUUCACUCGCCCAGAUAUCUCACACUCAGUUCAACAACUGAGCCAGUUCCUCACAAAUCCUUGUGACUCCCACUGGCGGGCAGCUCUCCACAUGGUUCGCUACCUCAAAGGUUGUCCAUCUAAGGGGCUAUUUUUUCCCUCACACAACCCCUUAGUGCUGAAGGUUUACUGUGAUGCAGAUUGGGCAACCUGCCCGGAUUCCAGGCAUUCACUUACAGGAUUUUGUAUAUUCCUUGGACCUGCUCUAGUAUCUUGGAAGACAAAAAAGCAACCAACGGUGUCCAGGUCAACUGCUGAGGCUGAGUGCCGCGGUCUUGCCGCCACUAUCUGCGAACUGCGUUGGCUCACAUACAUCCUAAUUGAUCUUAGUGUUUCUACUUCUCUGCCUAUCCACUUAUUUUGUGACAAUAAAGCGGCUUUACAUAUUCUGGCCAAUCCUGUUUUCCAUGAUCGAACGAAACACAUAGAGCUGGGCUGUCAUCUGGUUCACGAUGCCUAA